UCGUAUAUGGAGAAGGUUAUCAUUUAUCAACGCUUUCGUAUCCUGCAGUCAGUUCCAAGGUUACUCAUCUGUAUAUUCAGUUGCAAUUGCAUGCAGCAUGUAAUAGCACUUCCAAUAUUCUUGUCGCUAUAGACACGAAUUUAUAUCAAAUGUAUAAAAAUUCGCGUUUCACAUAAAUCUUAUGACGUGCAAAAACAUUGUGUAAUAACUGUCACUUAUAAGAAAAGACUGGUCGGUAAUGCUUGCCGCUAAAUUACGACAAAAUUCUUCGAAUAUAAAAAUCUUGAGUCCAUGCUCAGAAUAAAAAUAAAACUUUAAAACUCUCGGUAAAUCGGUAUAAAAACAUAUGUAGAUAUAUAUAACCUGAAUUGCUAUUAUAAAUACGAAUAAAUAUACAGAAGCGUAUCAAUGAUGACUGGCGUUUGGUGUGCCAUGGCAAGCCGUUUCUACAUUACGCUUAUUGAACUUAUGGGAAACACGACGACAAAGGGAGUCGUAACUGGAGAUUGAUCGAACGCGCUAUACGGCACGUGGUCACUCGUAGCGUGGCAAAGUUCACCGGUGUGAAUGGUGCGAUGCGGGAAAUUUGAGAAUUGGACACGGGGCGGCAGUGAUCGUGUGGAACCAACGUAUAAUACAUGGACAACCCGCGUUUUCAACGACGAUCAUGAGUUACAACGUGACGCCGCUGAAGAAGCACGCGGAAAUCACUUACCGCGUGAAAUGCGUCGCGGUAGAGAACGAACGGGUGUUCGGCGAUGUCUACGUUACCCAGCAGACGCAGAAUCUCGUUAACAGACCGGAGGGCUAUCCUUUUCCGCCAGAAUGCAGGAGGCAAAAGCGCAACUUGAUACAGCAGACUCUGAACGGACCAGAUUUUAUGGAGCUGAACAAACGAUUGACUGGAAGUGCCGGUGUCGCGAGCUCGCGCUGGCAAAAACGUUCCAAGUCGAUGGGAGAUGAGCCGAACGUAAUCGCGUUUAAUUAUAAGAAUGCCGGGAACCAUAAUGCGGCCAUCAAGAAACCUAAGAUAUAUCCGCCACCCCUGCGCUAUUUUCCGCUGCAGAAAGAAAUUGUGAUUACCUCGUUGGUGGAUCAACUGUUGCUAGAUAUUUACGGUAUACCGAUGGGUGACAGGAGACGCUCGGAAAGCGAUUCUACGGCAUCGUCCUUGAAAACGUGGCCGCAACAUCAAUAUCUGCAGAAAACUCGUUUGCUUUUGAAAAGAAAGGAUGAACUGCAGAUCCUACUUAUGACUCUACACGACCACAUCAUUCACACAGGGGGACUGCUUAUCCGCCAGCUGCGUCGAAAGGAUUACCUCACUGCCAAAUGUGAUAAACAGUGCGAUAUUAUCACGGCCUAUCUACAAGCACACAGCGCGAAGAGAAUCGAAGAUACAAAAAUGAGGUUCAGUUUGACUCCGCAACCGGGGGAAAGUGGUUUCAUACAAUGGUUAGACGCGAUGAAAAUGGUUGCCAAAUUACAAGGAGGUAUACCACCGGAAUUUCGAAAAAGAUUGUGGCUAACGUUGGCGGAACGUCAUCUGGAACAACGCGGCGUAGACUGGAAGCAGGCUGAGAAGAUCUGUUUCAACGAGUGGAGUAAUCCUGACGACGAAGAACUCGGCAUACAAAUCGUGAAAGACCUGCACAGAACAGGCUGCAGCCUGUUUUGCGGUGCUGCUGGCCGGGACAAUCAAGCGGUGCUUCGUCGAGUAUUACUCGGUUUCGCCCGUUGGAACAAGUCCGUGGGCUACUGUCAGGGCCUGAAUGUUCUGGCCGCUCUCGUCCUGCAAGUAAUGGACCGCGCGGAAUCUUCGGCUGUGAAAGUGAUGAUAUAUUUGAUAGAGGGUGUUUUACCGGAGGGCUAUUUUGCCGAUAAUCUGCGGGGUCUCUCUGUGGACAUGGCGGUGUUUCGAGAUCUUUUGCGCUCGAGGUUGCCGAAAUUGUCCAAACACCUCGAGGCGCUCCAGACCGAUGCGAAGGAUAAAGCGACAGGAAGUAGCUACGAACCACCGCUCACGAAUGUGUUCACCAUGCAAUGGUUCCUUACACUUUUCUGCCACUGUUUACCGCAGGAAGCAGUGCUACGUGUCUGGGAUCUAAUAUUUCUCGAAGGUGAUGAAGUACUCCUGAGAACGGCACUCGCUAUUUGGGAAGGCCUCUCAGAUCGCAUAAUGACCGUAACAUCGGCGGACGAGUUCUACAGCAUAAUGGGAGUUCUCACGAGAGAAAUGCUAGAAUUCACCGAUACAAACAAUCUCAUAAAGAACAUUGUUAGCAUGGGACCCUUGCAUGGUGUAACAAGUUUGAGAGAAAAGCAUCGAUAUAACAUCACCCCAUGGGCGCGUAAGCUAAGUGAUGACGAUGAUAGCGAGACAGAAGAGGAUGAAAGAUUGGCUGUAGCGGCUGCUAUGUUCAGCAUGGCUCAACGUAUAAAGAAAGAUCGUAUACCUUCGACAAUAGGAGCAUUACAAGCGAUGGCACCUAGUAGUGAUCGAGAACGCCUCGCUUUAGAUAUUAGUACGCUGAAGCAACAAUAUGCAAAACUACGAGAACGGCAGCGGCAAGCGCACAUAAUACUUUCUGCCGCGUGCGCGCGACAGACGAUGGUACCUGCACCCUCCACAGCCAUGAAUCAUCUGUUAGUGGGUAAAAAUGCCCUCGUAAGUGGAAAGAAUCGACCAUUAAGUUUGCCGUCUGCCACUGCCACAUCGAAAUUACGGCCGGCAGCCCUUCACAGCCCAAAAAAUCGCAGAGACAGACAAGGUGUCACGCUUCACUGGAAAGACGCGAAAAGGCCGAAGCAAAGAGCAGGCGACGCUGGUGAUGCCGACGCCAUUGGCACAGCAUUUGUACAGUCGCCUCCAGAAACGUCUUCUGUAAUGUCACCCAGCCGAAGCACCGCUGACAGUGACAGUGAUAGCACGUCGACGGAGCUGUGCGACGAGCCGGAUCGCCUGAGUGACGUCGAUAGCGAGGAACUUACGUCAGCGUCCGACUCUUACGUCAUGGCGACAGACGAUGAAAAGCACGCUUACGAGGGUUCGUCAACCUCGGCGAGUACACCUGCGCGCUCGUAUAUUAAAAGCGAAUCGAUGGUCGAAGGACCGCAGACGGAUACAAUUUUCAGAAUCGAACGUGACGACAAAUCUCCGUCCUUGUCUGAAAUCUCGAUCGCCAAGAUCACCGAUCAAAUACGGAGACUCUCGGCAGAAGAUGACAAUAAUACAACAGUCCCUCAAGUACCGAGCGCGCACGACAACGACGAGCUGCCGAUGGAUGAUUGUCCAGUCGAGAGAUCGCAGACGAAGGAAACGGAAUCGAAGUUGCAGGAUUAUACGUCGAGUGAAGACGCGCCAAGAUCGUCGAAGCCUGGGAACAGCUACGAUUAUUUAAGCCUUAAAUCUAAUCUCGAGACAACGGAUGAUAUCCUGACGCAUAGAACGGAUCGACUGAAAGACACAGAAGAGAAAAAAGAAAUCGUUCGGGCUAGCGAUAAAAAUAGUACAGGCCUUAAGACGGAUAUAAUGGAAACCACUACGAAUAUACUACGGGAUAGUUCCAGAGAACAAACCAGUAUCUCUUUAGAUAAGAAUUACGAUAAAUUUAUCACGCUUUUAGACACGAAUGACAAGCCCUUUGAAUCCUCCUUAAGAUUUUCCAGCAAGGUUUAUUUGAAUUCAAAAGGCGAUAAUGAUUCGAAUGACACGGAUUUUGUGAAUAACAGAGCUUUGAAUGUCGCGACAGAAUCAGAGCCUUUUUAUUCCAAGAGAUACGUUGUAGGCCAUCUUCCAAUUUCCCCGGUAACAAUGGAUGACAAAUUGACGAAAUUGUCGCACGAAAUAUACAAUGUCGCGAUAAAACCGGAAAAUCUGACGAGUCCUGAAGAGACUUUAAAGAAAGACGCAUUUAGCGACAAGCAGCUCAUGAUACAAACGAAAUCGUAUUCCAAUUUGAAGAAAAGCCCGAAAUCUCCCGAAAGCACGAGAUCAUUCAGCUCCGGAGAGACGAUGGGUCCCGAUUCGAAACCUUCUAGUCUAACAGUGAGUCCGAGAACGCCAGUCAGAUUGGAUUCCCGUGAUUUCACAAUGGACAAAUCGGCUUGCUCAUCCAUCAGCUCGGAUUCUAAAACUCUCGUUCUCCAUUCUGUGGAUUCGGAUACCGCGCUCGACGAUUCGAGGCCGAUUACAAAGAGAACGUCUUACGAAAAAUCGAGUCCGUUGACCCCGAUCAGCACGGACUCUUUAAGAAACAAGUCCGAUACAAGCCCGAAAUUCGUGAUUAGCAGUUCCAGUGAUUCGUGCAGCCCGUGCAAAGCUAAGUCUUCCGAGAGAUCAUUCAGUUCCGAUCUGCAGUCGCCCGUAAGUGCCAACUCCAUAAGAUAUACCACGAACUAUGGGAAACGAGACCAAGACAACGUGUCGGAUUCGCCGAUCGAUUUGAGCACGUCGCCAUUUUAUCCUAUCGCAAAUCCUAAUCAGAAGACACCUUCGCCGUACGGUGUAGGCAAACAAAGAUGCAGUAUGGAGAGCGCCGAAACCUCGCCCGAUCCGAAAUCGAUCAGCUCGAAGGACUCGACCAAGUUCUCGGGAUAUCAGACAAAAUUAGAUCCCUCAACAAAGUCAAUCGAGAGUAAGGAAAACGAGGGAAUCUCCGAGAGAAGUGAUUUGUAUGUUAGGCCGCAAUUUGCGUUGAAUACAGAACUGAAGGUGAGUUACACACAGAAGAGCAAAGCUGAUUUGAACCCUUACGAAUCGAUCGGCGCCUAUUCGAAGAGCGGAGAUUUCGCUGAUGACAAUGCGGACGAUCCGCUUUCGGAAAAAGAUGUGGUGCCUCAAUUGCCGCACGAGAAGCUCGACAAGCACUAUCUGAAUUACAAUUACAGACGUAGAGAUCGAUUGAAAUUGACUGAGAGGAGCUCGAGCAGUCUGGAAAAAAGAUAUACCGAUUUAAAAUCCUCGGCUUUGAUAGAUGAAUUCAGUACGACCAUGGCGAAGAAGAGAUGCAGCGAUAUUCUCGAGGAUAUGAAACACUUGGAAGCAAAGGCUCUUAGCGAUGGAUCGCCCGAAACUAAUAUGUUGACGAAAAAAUCAAGCGAUAUCUGGGAGGACAUGAAAAACUUGGAGGCAAGACGACAGGAUACCUUUAGCAAUUCGGCGAGUGGUUUCUCAAAGAACCGAUUAGAAAUCCCAGACAUAAAUAUAACAAGUGAGAGUAGGAAAUCUUAUGUAGUGCGUCCUAAAAUCAACAUCGACGAGAACAGCGACAGUAUAUUGAAGAGCAUAGCUUGCAAUAAAAGUAAUAGCGAUACCGAUGACGGCAGAGAAUCGAAAGUAGGUGUGUGGACAAAGGUAAAACCGCGGAAGAAAAGCGACAACGGACGCAGAAAUAGCGACCGGGCGUUAAAAAUUAUUCAAGAGAAUUCGGCCAUAUUGCACAAGAUUCUAGCUUGCCAAGCGAAGAAACGUCUACCGGAUCUGGAAGAAAUAUCCAAGGAGAUCACCAUCAGUCCGAUAAACGAAGAAAUUUCUAAAAUAUUCAGUCCGAUUCUCGAAAAAAUGGGUCUGAAUGAGCACGAAAUAAACGAGGAGUUGGCACGAAUAAAUUUUAAGGACUUCGAUAAUAUGAGUGCUACCAGCGUAUCAGAAUUUGACGCAAAGAUCAACGAAGAAUUGUCAAAACUGUCUCUUAUUGACGAUACGGAACAAAUUGAUCAUUUAGAUGUAGACGAGAUCAUAUCGAAUGAUUACUUGGACACUCGAGAGGCGCUCAUAGAUCACAAGAUAAACGAGGAACUUUCUAAACUGCUGGCGAACUAUGAGGAGGAAUCUCCACCGAGUAUGAUUAACUUAGAGAAAAACUCGUCAAGCCAGAACAUAAGUGAGACGGAGGGUCUCGAUCUUACCAGCAUUUCAACGAACGUAUUUUCCUAUAAAUCCUCUAAUGAUUCCAUUGAAAUCAGAAAUGACUUGGAACCGACGCACGAAGUUGUAAUUCCACCUGAAAAGUUUCCAUUCGCGACAUUGAAAUACGAACAGAGCAUGUCGCCUAAGAGCGACAUAGACAUCUACAAGGAACUGGAGAAACUCGACAAGAUCUCAUAUGUGCAAGUGCUACGAGACACGCGUCUAGAAGUACCACCGAAACGAUUGUCCCCCAUUACGUACAUUUCCGAUACUUCCACUUACCCGGAAUUACCAACUGCGACGAGAUACGUGCCGAAGACAAGCCAGUUUGACACUACGUCGUUGAAGAGUACCUACGAAUCUUACAAAAGCUACGACAUCCCGGAUAGGCUAUCGCCACGGGAUAGUCCUUACACUGCUUACGACAAACCAGGUGAUUUCACGUUCGAGUACACGGAACGGAAAUCGAGGAUUUCUAUCGAUCCCUACGACCUGCAUUUGAAAAGCUCGAUGUUAUCGAAAGAAUCUUUGGAAUUUCGCGUGAGAUACGAUGAAGAGUUGCCAAGGCCGACCGGCCAGGAUAACAGAUCGACGAUUUCCUUAAACGUGGGAAGUUCUUACUACGGCAAGGGUAACGACGAAGCAGUUACGCCGACGAAAUAUAUCAGCAAUGAAGAAAAAUGCAUGGAUAUCGGGGACUAUUACAGCGAUGCGGAACAUCAUAAGUACAGUACUUUGUCAUCGAAGGACUAUUCUCACAGAAGUACAGAUUAUGACAAGCCCCUAAGUACGUUAUCGCACACGAUAAUGGAAUCCGAAACGGAUAUCAGUUCGUACCUACCGAUGAGGCAUCGCGACUAUAACGUGCUAUCACCCAAUCGUCAAUUCAGAGAUGAAUACUUUUCUUCUAGUCCAAAUCAUUACACUCCGAAACUCUCCCCAAAUCUGACGGAAGAAACGAGAAGGCCUGCCGUCUCACAUCCAGAAUCUCCGGUCAAAAUAAACGUUGACAAGUAUGGAGAUUUGACCGAUACACCAGGAUCAAACUGUUACAAGAAAUCGACCCUGAGCCUCGGUAACCUGGAAAACGCGAACAAAGACGACGAAAAUGUUGACACCACACCGAGUCCAAAGACGCACUUCAGUCCUUUCCCCGUUAGAAAUAAUGUUAGGAAACCCAAAGAAUUGACGCUGAAGUUAGGUCUGUAUUCGCCGAAGAACUCUGACUUCGGCCAAAUGAAGAAAUCAUAGUGCUCAGUAAAUUGUCAAAGUGACGAAGCUUUUAAUCUACACGGAAGUUCGCACAGCUGGUUCACCGCUGCAAAAAGGGAUAUCUAUAUUCGCUAGUCAAUCGUUUCGAUAGAUUUCUUAUAUAUACUUUACGCGAAACGAAGCGUACCCGAAUGCAUUUCAAAAAGUAUUAUCGAUUUUCAGAAUUUUAACAAAGUGGGCCUAAAUUGUCGCCUAAACAUUCUUAAAUCGUUAUGCUCGACACUAUUAAACAAAUUAUAUAACAUAAGCUUAACUUAAUAAUAAACGUGUAGCUUUAAGAUAUAAUUAGAUAAAAUAAAGUUGUGUAAAUUUUUCAAUGCUCGGCCAGGUAAAUUAUGAGUAAACACUUUUCUUUAAAUGGCACGCAAAUUUGUUUUGACAGAGGUAUACGGACGUUACGGAAAUAACAUAUAUAUAUAAAAAUAAAUAUACAGGCCGCGUUAUAUCGUAAUCGCGAUAAGCGCGAAAUAAUAUCUCCAUGAACGCAAUUAAAUUUGGGAAUAUUGCUGAAAUAAUACGUCGUGCGUUAUUGACGCGAUUACGAAAUGGCAAAUCCGGGCAAAGCAGAUUAAUGAUAAAUCCAAUCCCCAUAUUCAGCCGCACGUUUCUCGCUUCCUGUCCUUUAUUCCAUCAUUAAAAGAUAAUGUGCACUUAUUAUUCAAAUACUCGCAUUUAUACAGGCUUGUUGCAAAAAAAAAAACAUUGGAAGAACACUAUAGCACUUGAAACGCUCGCAUAUUGCAAUCGCUACAAUUACAAUGAAAUGCCUUCGAUUCCCUCCAAUUUUGAACUAUGCCAAAAUUUCCUACGAGAUGACUUCCAAACCGAUCGCUAUAUUCAACUUAGAUUAAAAUGUAAAACUAAAGGAUUUUAUGAAAUAUCCUUCUCACAUCUUUUUAAUUAUGCCAUACUACUGGUAGUUCUUAUUAUAAAGCAAUAUAUAUUUGAAACAAACGAUUGCCCGUAAUAUGAAAUUCAAAAUUCUUCCAAACAAGAAAAUGAUACACCGAUGUAAAUUUAUAAAUUGUCUAAAUGAAAUUUAAUUUGUUCGUACGUUUGAAAAAUUUAAUCACAUGUAUAUGUAUUCGUGAUAACUCUAAGCAAAUUAUGCACUACAAAUUAGAUAUAACGAAGAUUGUAUAUAAUUUCAAAUAUUGACUAUAUGUUACAAAUAACUUCAAGGUCCUGCAGAAUCUUUUUAUAUAAAAUAAAAGUAGUAUUUUUAGAUGUUUCUAAUAAAAAAUAUUUAUAAUAUUGCAGUAUUGAGAAUCGGUUUGCUUGGACUGUAACUUAAGUGUGAAUAGAUAAGAACCUGUUACAGUUAAAAUCCUUGCUCACAAAUGGCUUCAACUCGAUACGAAGUGAAUCGCGUUAAGAGAUUCGCACGGGAUAAUUUUCUGUUUUAUUGCAACGAUUCGGAUGUUCCUUAUCAUGUUAACUAAUCCGAUUUAUAGCCUACUUGACCAUAAAAUGGAUACUUCUAUGACUUAUAAUAUGCAAAGAGAUCAUUGUACUUCAUUCCUUGUUACUGCACAAUUAUCACAUUAACGCACUAAAAAUUCAACGCAUCUUAUUAGCCUAUUAGAAUAUUUCCCCAAUCAUCUGUGAUAGUAUAGAGAACGAUAACAUAAUCUUAACAGAAAAGUUUAUAAUUUAAUUAUUAAUUUAGAUAUAUUCUUCAGUAUUAGCUCUAAUUUUAACUCUAAUUUUAAAAUUUAACGAAAAAUUUAGUUUGUAUAUCUUCUACCAUAUUACAUUAAACAAUAAUUUAAUGCUAAAAUUUUAAUUAAAGUUAUCGCCAAUAACAAUGAUAUAUAUA
This is a messenger RNA of Temnothorax curvispinosus, 9002 nucleotides long. RefSeq lists its product as uncharacterized. The record is from RefSeq and is a predicted model, not a curated record. The transcript has 12 exons. Gene Ontology annotation, cellular component: endoplasmic reticulum. NCBI's taxonomy places the organism in Eukaryota, Metazoa, Arthropoda, Insecta, Hymenoptera, Formicidae. The coding region runs from base 668 to 7162 and encodes 2164 amino acids.